AUGGAGACCUUUGACUGGGACGCCUUGGACGGACAGGAACGCACGCAGGCCGAGGACGACGAGCUCGCGCAGGGGGAGGCCCAGCUGCGUGCUUUGCUGCUUCGCGCCCGGCCCAAGUGGAGCUCGCGUGAGUUAGAGGCCGCCCUGCGAAAGUUGCAGAUGGUCUCAGUGGCUUCGGUCGCGCAACUGGCCGAAGUCCUACUGCUCCCAAAGGUCGCGGUGUCGGUGUCCCCAAAGCUGGAGCUGGACGAGUUGGAAGAGGAAGUGCUGAAUGUGAAGCUACAAGAGGUCGGUUGCAAAGCGUUCAGCCGAGAGGCUUUGGCUUCGCUGCGGCAAGAGCUGGACACCAGGGACGUGGGUGCAAUGGACGCCCUCGAGGUGACCGACACGGAGGUGACCGAGACGGAGAUGGGAGAUGCAGGCGGUGACCUCUUCGAGCAGGAGGCCAUCGACUUUGUGGUGGUUUUCGAACGUGUGGCCCUGCGAGCCAGCAUGGCCUUGGACGGUGAGGUUGUGGGCGUGUUGACCCGCGGGCGAGUCUUGCGUGGUGUGCCGCAGCAGGAUGCGGGGCGGCCCUGGGUGAAGGUGAAACUUCAAGAGGUGAACGGAGGGCCAGUAGCCGUGCGAGAGUGGCAAGUGGUCGCUCCUGGCGCCGGCUUGGAGUUGGCGGACACAAAGCCCAAGCGAGUGAAGGAGCUGUCCUUAGGCAGUGUGCUGCAUGGACACAUGGAGCAGCACUGGUUGAAGACGCGGCAAGGGAAGGCCAAGCGUCAUGACUCUUCAGGCCGGGAGUUCUUUCGAUGUCUACCGGAGCGGUUCGGAUGGAUUUUGGUGAAUGGAGAACACCUGGGGCUGGGCGCUUUGUUGCAACCGCUCAGCGUCGACGACGGCUUCCUUCGGCGUCUGCCAGAUCGCGGCCUGGGGCUUUUUGCCACCCAGGAGUAUGAAGAAGGCGACUGCGUCUUGGAGGAGCGACCCUUCUUCCGGCGCCACGGCGUGGCGCAGCUCAAGGGGCACCAGAAGUUCUUCACCAAAAGCUUUCGUGCCAAGUUCGAACAGAUCAAGGCUCCCUUCACGAUGCCUGGAGAUGAGGCUCAAAGUCACGUCUAUGCCUCUCCGGCCAUGCUACGCUCGGCCGUGAGCUUUUGUUCGGCAUCGCUCAUGACGCAGCAGAUGAUCUUGGAGCUGCAUCAUCCUCCACUGAGCUCGAGCCAUCCGCUGGUGUCGGUGGCCCUGGCCGUGGCCAAGCUGUGCCGUAGCGCGGUGCCCUGCUGCCACGAGAUCUCUGAAGAGGUCCUACAGUUGACCCCUGGUGGUCCAGGAUUUCUCCCAGGUGCAGGUGAUCAACGCGAGCUUUGA
Messenger RNA from Durusdinium trenchii, 1359 nucleotides. Lineage: Eukaryota; Dinophyceae; Suessiales; Symbiodiniaceae. The record is from the annotation of a GenBank genome assembly.